AUGGUGUGGUUGGGUGUAUGUGCUGAAGGUCUGACGGUACCGGUGAUUUUGGAGAAUGGAACGAUGGAUGCAGAAAGAUACAUCAAUGACGUUCUUCCAAUUGCUUUAAAACAUGGUAACAAAAUGCUAGGAAACAAAUGGACUUAUCAGCAGGACGGAGCCAAACCUCAUACACAUCACUCAAGUAAAAAAUGGUGUGCUGAUCAUUUUCCUGAUUUUAUUUCAAAGGAUCGUUGGCCACCGAAUUCGCCUGAUUUAUGUCCGUUAGAUUACAGUUUAUGGAAUGAAUUAGCUAAAUCUAUGGAUUGGAAGAACAUAACAACAAAAGCAACAUUAAUAGACGGAAUAAAACGUUCUGUCAAAAAAAUUAAAAAAGAAAAAAUUUUACAUUCUGUACUUGAUUUUACUGUACGAUUAUGUUUAAUCCAAAAGAAUGGAGGAAACUAUAUUCGAUAA
Molecule: messenger RNA, 456 nt
Organism: Adineta ricciae
Lineage: Eukaryota; Metazoa; Rotifera; Eurotatoria; Adinetida; Adinetidae
Source: the annotation of a GenBank genome assembly